ACGGUGACUAUGAACUUCUGAACCAGUUCCAACCCUUUUUCCAACCUCUCUUUCCUUCUCCUUUUCUACAUCGAGAGCGAUGUCGUCUUCAAGGCCAGACAGUGUUGCAGACCCUUUCAUUACAGCCCCAAACACUCCUUUACAAGAACAUGGACACCUCGAACCGCCCAGGGCGUCUUAUCUAGCGUCAGACCCCGUCUCUGAGUUGUCAACGCCUCACGAAUCAUAUGGCCACUCACCUGGAAAUUCGACAGCGCUAUUACCCGAAGCAGAAAAACAGGAAGAACGGCGUGCAUAUGCAGAAAGACAGCAUGCUGGUUUCCCAAAACGUUCCAUCUUCAAACGGCCUCUAUUUUGGCUCGCAAGUUUGGUCGCGCUCGCUAUCGUUGUCCUAGCUGUCGUCUUGCCUGUCUAUUUCACCGUAGUCAAGCCACGUCAGAACAAACAAGCGUAUUCGUCAGGAGGCGGAGGCAGCCCUGGAAACCCCGAAUCACCUACUGGUGCCACGACUGGUGGUAAUGGCUCUCUCGUUGUGACCAGUGAUGGCUCAAGCUUCACAUAUAUAAAUCCUUUUGGUGGAUAUUGGGUGUAUAAUUCCAACGAUCCUUUCAAUAACGGUGCCCGACCCAAUUCUUGGACACCUGCCCUGAACUCGACCUGGAUAUGGGGAGUGGAUAGGAUCAACGGGGUCAAUCUUGGUGGGCUUUUCGUUCUAGAACCGUUUAUUGCACCCGCACUCUUUCAGAAGUACCCUGGUGCGGUAGAUGAAUGGACCCUCAGCACACUCAUGGCUGCAGAUACCGCUGGUGGCGGGUUGAAUCAGCUAGAAGACCAUUAUAACACGUUCAUCACUGAACAAGACAUUGCGCAAAUAGCUGGUGCAGGAUUGAAUUGGAUUCGUCUACCCAUUCCUUUCUGGGCCAUUGAUAAAUGGGAUUUCGAGCCAUUCCUUGAGAAAGUCUGUUGGCCAUACAUACUUCGUGUUCUCCAAUGGGCACGUAAAUACGGUCUCAGGGUCAAUCUAGACUUGCAUACAAUCCCUGGCUCUCAAAACGGAUAUAAUCACUCUGGUAAACUUGGCUCAGUCAAUUUUCUAAAUGGUGUUAUGGGGCUCGCGAAUGCAGAGCGUGCGCUAAACUAUAUCAGGAUCAUCACGGAAUUCAUCUCCCAGCCUGAGUGGCAAAACGUCGUGCCAAUAUUCAGCAUUGUCAACGAGGCGCUUGUGUCUACUAUUGGCAAGGACGAAAUUACGACUUUCUAUCUAGAAGCGUAUGAUAUGAUUCGGAACAUCACCGGCGAAGGGGCCGGUAAUGGUCCAUAUAUUGCUAUCCAUGAUGGCUUCUUGGGUGUAUCGAACUGGGCGGGGUUCCUCAGCGGCUCAGACCGCAUCAUGCUUGAUACACACCCGUACUUUGCUUUUGAUGGUCAAGCUAACACUCAGCCAAUUGCCACUGGGACUGGUAUCAACGCUGGCGGCAUCUGGCCUAAGCAAGCAUGCAAUGCGUGGGGCCCGGGAAUGAAUACUAGCCAGACUGCCUUUGGGGUGACGUUCGCGGGAGAGUUUAGCAAUGGGUUCAACGACUGUGGCCUCUACCUUACUGGCGUGGGAAACACAGCUAGUUAUACAGGCUCGUGUACACAGUUCAUGGAUGCGUCCCAGUUCAACGAUACUAUGAAGGCUGGCUUGCAGGAAUUCACAUUGGCAAGUAUGGACGCAUUACAAAAUUAUUUUUUCUGGACAUGGAAGAUCGGGAAUUCCUCGACUACCAACAGCGUUCAGUCGCCUUUGUGGUCGUACCAACUAGGGCUAGAACAAGGGUGGAUGCCGGCAAAUCCCCGCGAUGCUGUUGGCUCUUGUGCAGCACUGGGUGUCUCCGAAAACCAGUUUGAUGGAACCUAUUCACCUUACCAAACAGGUGGUGCCGGUGCCGGAACGAUUGACCCCGCUAGCAUAUCUUCCUAUGGUCAAUACCCACCAUCUACCCUUUCAGGCCUUACCAGUGGAGCAGUCAUGUCUCUUUUGCCCACAUACACUUCCACAGGGACUGUUGUGACUCUCCCUCCACUGACUUUCUCCCCGAAACCGACGCCCUCCGUGAGCGUUGGCAAUGGCUGGCAUGAUAGUGCAGACACGGGUGCUGGUCCUACCGAGGUUCAGGGCUGCACAUAUCCGAAUGCGUGGAGUGCCGUCAGCGCUGCGAUGCCCACGGCACUAUGUCCCGCUACUGGAGUUGCCGCUCCCGUCAUAACUCCUGCACCAACGUCAACACCAGCCCUCCGGUGAUAUCAACGUCUACUGAUGUAAUUGCAGGACGAAGUCACCUGUAUAUUCUAGAAGUUCCAAUAGAAGCAGACUAAUUCUUCGACGUGAUUUCAUUUCAAGAUACUAUUUAUCGGCUCGGACAUUUAUGCACUACCCCCCCAUUGGUAUUAUGAAGGUAAAGACGGUAUACGCGAUGGUAAAACGUUAACGAGAUUAUAUCACCCUUUUAUUUUUCCUUUGUUUUGAAAGAUUUGAUGGACCAAUAGUAGGACACUUAAUUUUUUUCAAUUACCGUGCUUCAUACUAGGCUCACUCCUUGCGACGCUAGAAAAAGCACCCUUUUCUUCUUUUCCCUUUGUUUGGUGCAUGAUGCUUUCGCGUUUUGAUGAUCUAGCACUCUCGUACGGAUUGCAUGUAGUCAUAAGAGUAGAUGACUGGCAGGCAAACUACAUCCGCGGGCUUGUCCGCCAAUCAGAAGACCGCGAAGGUCAUAGACAUCCCGCCGUUGUAUUAUUAUAAAUUAUACGUUGCACUUCCGACUAUUUGCAUGACAGCCUUGUCGGAGGUUGGCCGAAUGGUUAACCGCAUGUAUCGCAUACCGUGGGCCUUGUUCAGCCUUGGGCGACCGUCUGCGUCCGGCUAUAGGUCUAACCAUUCCCAUAGCACUGACAAAGACUAUUCUUUUGGGGUCACAAUCACUACGCUGGAGUGUACUAAUACUUCCAUGUCCAGUAUUACCGCCAACGAUAUAGAUCUUUUGAUGGCAUGGUCCCUCGCCUCUGAAUGAAGUUAUUUCAACGAAUUCUAGUAAGGGUUGACGCGUCGUUCUCAGUAUCGUCUCUCAAAAUUUACGAGGGUAGCGCCCACGGUAUACAGGCGCCAGAAAUUCUAAUUUGCGGUGCGAAAGUCUAGGCUUAUCUGACCGAUGGUGUCCCGCGUCGACUUUUGAGCUUGAAAUGGAAAUCGUUUUACUAGUCGUUAUGUUCGACGACUCCAAGUGUAUAGCAAUCACCAUAUGUUCCCCCCAUUGGUCAGUAUAUUUUUAUUUACUGUCUAGCACUGUGUCCUGCUUCUUCCUCCUUACUCUAGGCUUCGCGAUUGCAUCUUCAUCAUGCAUGUCUAACUCUGCAAUGCUACCUGUGGCACUGGCCAGACGGCCGCCAAUAUCACGAUGGUGUCCUUGCUAUUAACCUCAGACCGUUGUUCUACUCAUUCUCACCCCUUUAACGUAUGUUACACGGGCGGUGGUUGCGCAGCAUAACAUCAAUGAUUACGAGGUUCAGAAUUCCCUUUGCCUGAUUCAUCG
Serpula lacrymans var. lacrymans S7.9 is the source of this 3569-nucleotide messenger RNA. Its product is annotated as glycoside hydrolase family 5 protein. Lineage: Eukaryota; Fungi; Basidiomycota; Agaricomycetes; Boletales; Serpulaceae. The record is from RefSeq and is a predicted model, not a curated record. Gene Ontology annotation, cellular component: cell surface; extracellular region. The coding region runs from base 80 to 2284 and encodes 734 amino acids. Gene Ontology annotation, molecular function: beta-glucosidase activity. The transcript is spliced from 14 exons. Gene Ontology annotation, biological process: glucan catabolic process.